CGGCGGGUAGCCCGCCGAGACCGUAAAGGUGUGGCUGCUGAUCGCGGGACAAGUCUGAGUCAAGAGUGUCGAGAGGCGAGAGCGGAGGCAUCUUGGGCAGCAGGGCAGGGGACAAGGCUCCGACGAGUCAUGACUCAAAUCACUCGCAAGUCACGACCCAAAAGUCGCGAUUGCCGAUCCUGUCUUUGCACAACCAUCGCAUGUUUUAGCACCGAUUCAUGUCGCUGACCAAAUAUCUAGACAUAAGCGACCGGCGCAUUGCGACAGUCAUCCAUCUCUCGGAGACGUCCGCUCGCCAUCCCGACCGGACACCUGCUCACCACCAUCACAACACACACCGGGUAAGGAAGGUUUGACGCCAAGAGUCUGCACUCCGCAUCCUCGCCACGAGGUCACAGAUCGCCGCGGAGGCGUUCCGUAAGCGCACAAGAUGGACCCUCGCUUAGUAGUGGGUCGCAGAUCCCACGAUCUGCUGCCAUCGGAUCGCAUCUUGAACGCAUCGGACGUCAGCAGCUCUCUGGUCGAAGCUUUCAGGUUGAGCAUCACCGAAGCAGAGAGCUAUUUGAGCCUCUACGAAGCUAGAGUCAAGCUGGAGGAGGAUUACACGAGGGGCCUCAGAUCUCUUGUGGAGAAGCAGAGGGAGAAUGAUGUCCGCAUUGAAUCCCGCAUCAAUGUAACAGCGGGCGCUUUGCCUGGGACGUCAGACCUUCCCGGUGCUCGCAGGGCGUGGAGGGAGCUGCGUGAGAACGACUUGAGAGAGAUUGACGUGCGUCUAAGUCAUAUUGAAACACUCAAGCAAGGCGUGAUUGUUCCUUUGCAUCAUUAUCGCGACUCUCAAGAGCGGAUCAGGAAGAGAGUGAAGGAGGAUCUCAAGACGAGCUGCGGCCGGUAUGAGGAGAUGCGCAAUGUGACGCUUCCCAGGGCGAAGCGCUCGUACGAGAAGAAGAGUGAAGAGGUGGAGCAGAUUAGGCUGCAGCAGCAAGCGGUAGAAGACCAAAAGAUGUUGUUGGCAUCAUCCGGCAUGUCUCGAGAUUUCUCCGCAUCCUCCACCCAGCCCGGCUCCGAGGGAUACGAAGACUUAGCGUAUGGCUCUUCCCCUCCUACCAGCGAUGGGAGCGGAGCCGCGAUGAGAAGCAGUCCACGCCGAACUAAGUCUACUAAGGACAAAGCGAGAGGUCAUGCGCGGUUGCCUAGCAGUGGCAGCGGGGCCGUGUCGGAUCGAGAGGAACACCUAUCCAGUACUGAAGAGGCGGCGAUUCGGGCUGCCGCCGGCGCUGGCGGAGUGGGAUUCUCUCCGCCCAGCAAUACUGGCAAGCCAAACUUCUUGGACGCACUUCGGACGAAGGAAGGCUGGGAAGCAGCUCGCAAAGAAGCGCCAAAGAAGUUUGGCGCGUUUAUCAGCAGGAUGAGAGAAGGCGCGGAGAGGGGCGUAGGUGGUAGUCCAGAAAUAGGAAGUCCCGCAGGCGGUGCUGAAGGCCUUGGUGGAGCUUCUGGUACGAUCAAGAGCGCUCAAAACAUGGCGCUGAAGAAUGUGAAGGCGAAGCGAGAAGCAGAAGAGGCCGACAAGAUAUACCGGAAAGCCAUCUUCGAUCUAGAGACCCUUCGCUUGAGGCGCGAGAAAACGGUGGCAGCAGCCACAAGGUCUGCCAUAGAGUGCAGAAAAGAGCUUUACAACACUUCGCAAAUUGUCUGGCUCCAGAGCGAAAGGGCUGGACUGACGCUACACUCCACAGCCGUCAACCUGCAUCAUUUGGCAGAGGAUAUUGUGGCACAUGCCAAUGACCAUUUGGACCAGGAAAUCACGAGGUUCGAGCAGCGCUUGCCUGGCCUGGACUUACUUGAUGAAGGGCCCAUAGCGUAUCACAACUACUUCCACGGCGAAUGCAAGGAUCUCAUAUUCGGUACUUCGUUGAUUGACUACGCUUUUUCUCGAGCACAACAUUCGGCACCGGUUCUUGGCCCAGCGCGUGUGGAGCCUCCGCUAGUCGUCACCAAGUGCAUCGAUUUUGUAGAGGCGCACGCACUUGAGCAGCCAGGCAUCUACCGAACGAGCGCCAAGCAUACAACUGUGCAGAAUUUGGCCCAUGCCGUCGAGAAGGAUGAAGAAAGGUUUCAAUUCGGGCCAGACACUGAACCAAGCGCAGUGGCGGGGCUUUUGAAGCUGUAUCUCAGACAGCUACCUGAGCCUGUUAUGCCCAUGCCUUGGGAAGAACGUGUCCGGCAUACUCACGAGAGGCAGCAAGCUGUCGGUAAUGGCUUUGCGUCUCUGAAAGGUCGCAUCAGACGAUUGCCCCCUAUCAACCAAGCUGUCUUGAAGGCUAUCACACUGCAUCUCGCCAAGGUCGCUGACCGCUCGGAUGUCAACAAGAUGAAUGCGUCCAACCUCUCCGUCGUCUUUGGACCUGUCUUAUUGUCCGAAGCCGAUCAUGAGACCACUUCUUUAGCGGCCGCCAUGGAGGAAGAUCGCGUGAUGGAAGACAUGAUUAUUUGGUCCAAAGAGAUCUUCGAUUUGACCACUGCUGGAGCUCCACUGUUGCCGCACGUCCCCAUCACCACCGGACUGCCACUCGAUGUGCCAGAGAACAAUCCCCUGGCAACCGAGGUGGAGCCCGUAUCGAGCUCGGCAGAUGCGCCUCUCGUUCUGGGCAGUUCUGCUGGGCUGAAGCGCAGCAACGCUAUCACACCCAACGCUCUUUCCCCUACACUGCCGUCGCAUCAACAGACUGCCGUACCGCUGUCACCUCCCAUCAACGAUGCAGCUUCCAGCGCCGAACCAGGCUCACUUGGCUUUGACCGGCCGCCGCUGCCACCUAGGCCUUCUGAUCUUCUCUCUGCUUCUGGCUUGAGCGAGCACGACCGGUCCGCUUCCUUGCCGAUGAAGCCUGCUGCUGCUCGUGGCGAAGCUCAGGCUGAACUGCAACCACAUCCAAGCCAUGCUGCGCUGGCGCCUCUGAACACUAGCCUUCAUCCUCGCGCCGCUACAACACCAGGCGCUGGUGGCGAGGAAUGGACCGUGUCAGACGCGUCCGCCGAAGCGCAUGGCGCAGACGGAUCAGAAGAGCAUGUCGCAAAUGCCUCUCCUAUGAACGUGAAUCUUGAUGUCACCCCCGGCGAAGUGGAAAAGGCGAGGACGCCUAGGGGUUGGAGCAGAGAAGCUGAUUCGAUAUCUGUUCCGGACGAGGUGCCAGCCCCACCUCCCCGCGGAGCUGACGGUCAACCGCUGCUCGGGCGCAGAAGAGAUCACCCGGAAGGCGCCUCUUACAGCGGACAAUCUGGCACGACGAACGACGAAUCCCUUCUCACGCCUCAAAGCGCUUUGCCCUCGGGGCGAGUCAGCUCGGAUGGCCCAGCUUCUGCCAUUUCGUCGUCUGCUGCCUCCGCGGGACACGCACUUUCGUGAUGGAAAGCUGCUAGCACCCUGUUUACACUUGAGCCCUUUUGACGGCGUGAUUCGCGCAGUGCGGAUAUCCAGGCCAAUGUCUGCCCUCCAUUUCUUCUUGUACUUACUUCUUGAGUUCACGAGCGCGCGGUACAUAAAGGGGCAUCUUACCUGCAUGUGCGGCGAGUGCUUCGUCAAUUGAUCUCCAUCUGGUUGCAAGGU
Messenger RNA from Ceraceosorus guamensis, 3601 nucleotides. RefSeq names its product RhoGAP-domain-containing protein. Gene Ontology annotation, biological process: activation of GTPase activity; signal transduction. The record is from RefSeq and is a predicted model, not a curated record. Lineage: Eukaryota; Fungi; Basidiomycota; Exobasidiomycetes; Ceraceosorales; Ceraceosoraceae. Gene Ontology annotation, molecular function: GTPase activator activity. The coding region runs from base 431 to 3400 and encodes 989 amino acids. The transcript has 10 exons.